This is a messenger RNA of Meriones unguiculatus (Mongolian gerbil), 750 nucleotides long. RefSeq names its product chromosome 7 C17orf50 homolog (gene Pgbdf). The record is from RefSeq and is a predicted model, not a curated record. Bases 1 to 750 code for a protein of 249 amino acids. The transcript is spliced from 2 exons. NCBI's taxonomy places the organism in Eukaryota, Metazoa, Chordata, Mammalia, Rodentia, Muridae.
AUGGAGCUUGAUGGAAGCGAGGUGACUUGCUUGGAAUUCUUAGCAAGGAAGCUCAGGAGGGCGGGAACUCAGUCCUGGGAUCUGGGACUCAGAAGCCCUUUGGCAGGCAGCAGCCCACACAGGCUGGAUUCAGGCUCCAGCAACAACAGGCAGCCAAGGCAGCGGGCUGCGCUGACCCCCUUCCCGCCUGCAGGCGUGAAGACCCCUCUUUGGAGGAAGGAGGUGGAGGAGCCUGAGGCCAGGGAGGAGGAGCUGGAGGACGAUUCGGAGUCGUCGUCGUCGUCCUCGGAGGUGGAGGAGAAGGCGGACCCAGAGAGUCCGACGGAGACCGAGGAGGACCCUAGAGAAGUCGACCAGCGCGAGGCUCGCUCGGUGUCCUACUGCCCGCUGCGCCAGGAGCCCAGCAACCAGCAGGUGGCGCUGCUGCGACGCUCGGACAGCGGCUUCUGGGGCUGGCUCAGCCCGUUCGCGCUGCUGGGUGGCCUGGCGGCCCCCGCGGACAGGAAGCGGGGUGCUCCGGAGGAACCGUGCGUGUUGGAGACUCGGCGGCGGCCACCGCGCCGCGGGGGCUGUGCCCGUUGUGAGAUCCUUUUCUGCAAGAAAUGCAAGACCCUGCAUACGCACCCGGCCUACGUGGAGCACUGUAUUCUGGAGCACCCUGACCUGGGUAAGGCGGAGGCCGCCGGCAGCUCUGAGCGCGUCUGCUCCCAGCCUCUGCGCCCGCAAUGUUCCAAACUCUUCUAUCUCUAG